AUGCAAGCGCCAGACGUAGCCUCAAGCUUCCACAGCCUGGACGGGGAGUUUACUCUCACGAGCGAGCUGCGGCUGGACAGGUACUCCGAGAAUGCAGCAGAGACAUGCACCAUAACAUUCACCAACCCCAAGAAAGUGGGGACCUUCAUCAACCCACCGGCGCUCGAAACGCUUCUCGCGGCGCCGCCUCGGUUCGUGGACAUUCCUUUCAACGGUGACGACAAAGGCAGCUUCUCGCUCAUCCAGAAAGACAAAAGCAAAAGCAAGAAAGUAAAGGGCACCACGAGCAAAACAGCGACGUCGACGAGUUUCGUCACGAGAGCGAUCGCACGAGAGCAGCUGGCAACCAUAUUGGAGUUCAGACACGAGCUGUGCUUUAUGCUGGUGAACAUGGGCCGAACAGUUGCCUUGACUGAUUUUCCUUGUAAGAGCAAGGAACCGCUGGCGGUUCUGAACUUUAGGGAUGCGUCUGUUACUGCCGUCGAUUGUUACAUGGUGAACUCUCAGGAACUGCAAACGAUUAUUGGUUUUGAUACGGGAGACAUCCUGGCUUGGUUUCCAGUCCCAGGGAAAUUUGCCAGGAUGAAUAAGCAAGGUCUUGUCAACCGCAGUGGUGUGACAUCCGUCAAGUGGAUGCCUCCUGGGCCGCGAGAUAACUGCUUCGUAGCCGGCUUCGAAGAUGGAAGUGUGGUGAUCUUCGAGAAGGACAAAGACGACCCUACAAGUGCAUACGCGCCGUCAUCCGCGCCGUCAUACGCGCCGCCAGCCGCGGACGAUAACGAGCUUUUCUCUCUCAUACGGCCAUUCAAACUGGGCAAGCAUAAUCCGUGCGGGUACUGGCAAGUGGGGAGGAAGGCCAUCAGCGCCAUCUGCUUCUCGCCAGAUACAGAACAUGUCGCCAUCGCUUCACUCGAUGGCCAUCUCCGCAUCAUUCAUUUCGUCCAGGAGAAACUAGUGGAGACAUAUCGCACAUAUUACGGCGGCAUCACCUGUAUAGACUAUUCACCCGAUGGGAAAUACAUAUUGACCGGCGGCCAGGACGAUAUCGUCACAAUAUGGCAGAUUGGUAAAGGCGUCGUUGCCCGAUGUCAUGGACACUCGUCGUGGGUGAGCGGUGUGGCGUUUGAGUCCAUGCCACCACAUGACAAUAGAGAUAGCUAUAGAUUCGCUUCCAUCGGAGAGGACUUGCGGCUCUUCCUAUGGGAGUUUUCGCUGGCGCAGCUCAACAGGCCGCCAAAGACGAGCCGUAAGCAAGUAGGCGAAACCGAGCCCCUGACUAACGCCGACGGGGCACAUCCGGUCUUGUCGCGGUUUGACGUCCCCACAUUAGCUCCAUUAGAGGCGGAAGGAUUCCGACUACAUCACGCCCCCCUUUCUGCUCUAUGUUUCGGAACGCGUUCUCUCAUCACGGCCGAUAGACAAGGCUUUGUCCGCAUUUGGACCAGGUUGCUUACAGAUAGAGAAAAGAACUCUUCCUAA
Molecule: messenger RNA, 1479 nt
Organism: Fimicolochytrium jonesii
Lineage: Eukaryota; Fungi; Chytridiomycota; Chytridiomycetes; Spizellomycetales; Powellomycetaceae
Product: WD40-repeat-containing domain protein
Exons: 12
Coding region: 1-1479 (492 amino acids)
Biological process (GO): carbon catabolite repression of transcription
Cellular component (GO): nucleus; cell division site; cell tip
Molecular function (GO): protein binding
Source: RefSeq, a predicted model, not a curated record